CUUAGUAUGGAUCCCAACCAUGGUCACAUUUCCCUUAUUUUUUUACUUGCAAAGACACAGACGCAGUGCAAGUGAGGGUUUGUUCUUGUUUUCUCCUGUGUUUCUGUAAUACUGCGAAGUUUGGUUGGCGUGGCAAAGGAUUUUACUGUUCAUCGAUUCACUGUAUCUCAUCCUUUACCAAUUAAUCUUGUGCAGUUCAAUUUCUAUGUUACAGAUAUGCCUUGAAUUUGAUUUUGCACCUACUUUAAUUCCGAACCCUUCAUCUCAAUUCUGAGUUUCCGCUGAGAUUUCAUCACCCAUUAUGAAAUUCCUUAAAAUCUUCAAAUCCAAACCCUUCAAUCUUCGAACUUUCAAUUCCCUCUCCCUUCCCACAACCGUUUCACCAAUCACAGAAUCCGAACUUCUAAAUUCCAUAGAAUCUUCUCACUGGCAUUUCAUCAAACAGGCUGCGCCACACUACACUCCCUCUCUUCUCUCCUCAACUCUAACCUCCCUCCGCCACAAACCCCAACUCGUCCUUCAGCUUCUAUCCCAUCUCGACGGCCACCCUCAUUCCCUCGACUUAACCACCUCUUCUCUUGCUGCUUGCAUCCUCUGUCGCCUCCCAUCUCCCAAACCCUCUAUUAGCCUUUUACAGAGCCUCAUUCUAUCUUCCACUGCCACCAACAGAACAAUUUUCCAUGAGUUGGAACUUUCCCUCGAUCGCUUGGAUGCCAAGACUAGUCUCAUCUUUGACCUUCUGGUCAGGGCCUAUUGUGAACUCAAGAAGCCCAAUGAGGCCUUGGAGUGUUUCUACCUGAUGAAGGAAAAGGGUGUUGAGCCCAACAUUGAGACUUGUAAUCAGAUGUUGAGUCUGUUUUUGAGACUGAACAGGACUCAGAUGGCUUGGGUUUUGUAUGCUGAGAUGUUUAGGAUGAAGAUAAAAUGUAGUAUGUACACUUUCAACAUCAUGGUUAAUGUGCUAUGCAAAGAAGGAAAGUUGAAGAAGGCAAAGGAGUUUAUUGCGUACAUGGAGGCUCUUGGGGUGAAGCCUAAUGUUGUCACAUAUAACACUGUUAUACAUGGACACUGUUUGAGAGGGAAGUUCCAAAUGGCCCGUGUGAUCUUUCAAACAAUGAAAGAUAAAGGUCUUGAGCCUGAUUGCUAUACGUAUAAUUCUUUCAUAUCUGGGUUGUGUAAAGAAGGAAGACUUGAGGAGGCAUCUGAUUUACUUUGUAAAAUGUUACAAUUUGGUUUGGUUCCAAAUGCAGUAACAUAUAAUGCGUUGAUUGAUGGGUAUUGCAACAAAGGGGAUCUGGAUAAGGCAUUUGCAUGUAGGGAUGAGAUGAUAAGCAAAGGUGUAACGACAACUCUGGUUACAUACAAUUUGUUUAUCCAUGCACUGUUUAUGGAAGGAAGGAUGGGAGAAGCUGAUAAUAUGAUAAAAGAAAUGAGAGAAAAAGGCAUGAAGCCUGAUGCUGUUACAUAUAACAUAUUGAUUAAUGGGUAUUGCAGAUGCGGGGAUGCAAAGAGAGCCUUCAGUCUUCUUGAUGAAAUGGUGGGAAAAGGGAUUCGGCCAACUUUGGUCACGUAUACUUCACUUAUAUAUGUUCUGGGAAAAAGGAAUAGAAUGAAAGAAGCAGAUGCCUUGUUUAAUAAGGUUCAACAAGAAGGUCUGUUGGUAGAUACUGUAAUGUUUAACGCGUUGAUCGAUGGUCACUGUGCAAAUGGUAAUAUUGAUAGUGCAUUUCAACUCUUGAAACAGAUGGAUAACAUGAAGGUUCAUCCUGAUGAAAUCACUUAUAACACCUUGAUGCAAGGAUACUGCAGAGAGGGGAAAGUGGAAGAAGCUAGGAAGCUUCUUGAUGAGAUGAAGAGAAGGGGGAUCAAACCUGACCACAUUAGUUACAACACAAUCAUUAGUGGUUACAGCAAAAGAGGUGAUAUGAAGGAUGCUUUUAGAGUUCGGGAUGAAAUGAUGACUACAGGAUUUGAUCCUACAAUUCUCACUUACAAUGCUCUUAUACAAGGAUUGUGCAAAAAUCGGGAAGGUGAGCAUGCUGAAGAGCUCCUCAAAGAAAUGGUAAGUAAAGGCAUUACUCCUGACGACAGCACCUACCUAUCUAUAAUUGAGGCGAUGGAGAAAGUUGAUGACCUUGAGGAAAAUGUUGAUAAAUGAAUUGAAGAAGAAAAUAGUAUUUCAUGAGUUUGUGUGAACUUCUAGCCUUGGAGUUUGGACACAAGCAUAUCAACAUUCCUUGUUCUACAAGCUGAAUCAAAUAUGUAUGAGUAACAAGUUAAAGAAGUUCUUGAAAAACUGUAGUUUUCCUUAGUCCACUUCUUUUGUAUCAAGAGUAUUACUUUUUACUUCAUUAGUUAUAUUAGUUUUGUACCAUAUGGUUUACAAAAUGUUUAUUGAUGAUUUUGUUUGAAAAAUGAAAAUAAUAGCUAAUGAUUGAGUUUGUC
Messenger RNA from Vigna angularis (adzuki bean), 2445 nucleotides. RefSeq names its product pentatricopeptide repeat-containing protein At2g15630, mitochondrial. The transcript has a single exon. Gene Ontology annotation, molecular function: protein binding. NCBI's taxonomy places the organism in Eukaryota, Viridiplantae, Streptophyta, Magnoliopsida, Fabales, Fabaceae. The record is from RefSeq and is a predicted model, not a curated record. The coding region runs from base 302 to 2158 and encodes 618 amino acids.